AUGUCUUGCAAGUUGGUUUGUGCAUCUGGCGCCAAUCAGGCAGGCUUGCUGCCCGCCACAUUGAUCGCCACAUCCGUCAAUGAAGCCAGACCUAGUCCUGUUGUUGAAAUCACCUACGAGAACGCUCCUACACUUCCUAGCGGUGAUGUGAUCGAGUUCACUGGUGUCAGUGGAAAGACCGUGCAGGGCCUUGACGCUGUAAUUUCCGAGCUCCGUGUCCAAUUCCCCUUCCUCAAGAGCAAAUAUGAAGCUCAGGAGGAUAAAUGGUUGUCUCAAGUCGGCCAAUACGUUCCCCUAGACCACAAAGCUCUCGAAGCACCUCUUCAGACUCUUGACUCCUAUCUUACACUCCGUUCGUUCCUCGUCGGCUACUCCUUGUCUGCUCCCGACAUUGCUAUUUGGGGCGCCCUCCGCGGAAACCGUGUGGCGGUCACAGCUGUGAAGAAAGGAACAUUGAUCAAUUUGACCCGUUGGUUUCGUUUCUUGGAGGAGCUCUGCCCUUGGACUACCGCCGCUGUUGAUGCGGUAAACGCUGCGGCCAAAGCGAAGCGGGCUGCUGCGUCCAAGGCAGGUGCCAGUUACGACAUUGCCCUCAAAAACACUGAACAAGGCGUCGUUACUCGUUUUCCUCCCGAACCCUCUGGGUAUCUCCAUAUUGGCCACGCAAAAGCCGCUCUCUUGAAUGACUAUUUUGCGCACGAGAAAUACAAGGGAACACUUUUGUUGCGUUUCGAUGAUACCAAUCCCAGCAAAGAGAAAGAGCUUUUCCACGAUGCGAUCCUUUUCGACCUCGAUUUGAUGGGAAUCAAGCCUGACAGAAUCUCAUACUCGUCAGAUUACUUCCAAGUGCUGCAUGAUUACUGCAUUCAAUUCAUCAAGGAUGGUUUCGCGUACGCGGAUGACACUGACAAGGAGACCAUGGCGCACGAGCGAAUGGAGGGUAUUCCCAGCAAGCGUCGUGAUUCUCCCGUUGAGGAGAGUUUGGCUCAUUUCGAAGAAAUGAAGUCUGGCUCUGAAGAGGGCCAGAGAUGGUGUAUCCGAGCUAAGAUUUCUUUCGACGAUAAGAACAAAGCUAUGAGAGAUCCUGUCAUCUACAGAUGCCAGCAGACACCCCACCUUCGUACUGGUACAACCUGGAAGGUCUAUCCUACCUAUGAUUUCACCUGCCCUAUCCUCGAUUCAAUCGAAGGAGUCACUCAUGCGUUGAGAACGAUCGAGUACAGAGACAGAAACCCACAGUACGAGUGGAUGUUGAAUGCCCUCAAGCUCCGCAAGGUUCAGAUCUGGGACUUUGCUCGCAUGAACUUUGUGCGGACAUUGCUUUCUAAGCGAAAGCUUACUAAGUUGGUUGAUGGUGGUGUUGUUUGGGGUUGGGAUGACCCUCGUUUCCCUACUAUCAGAGGUAUUCGCCGACGAGGUAUGACGAUUCCUGCACUCAGAGAGUUCAUUCUCAAGCAAGGCCMAAGCCGUAACAUUGUCAACUUGGACUGGACUAUCUUCUGGUCUACGAAUAGGAGAUAUAUCGACCCUAUCUCUCCACGCCAUACUGCUAUUUUGAAAGAAGGCGUGGUCACGGCUCAAGUCACUGGAGAUUCCGUACCAUCGGCCUCGGCCCCGUUGGUUUUAGACAAGCCCAAGCAUGACAAGAACCCCGAACUCGGCACAAAGAAGGUUGCUUUCAGUCAAAAUAUUAUUUUGGAGCAAGAGGACGCCAAGUUGUUCAAGCAGGAUGAAGAAAUCACCCUCAUGAAAUGGGGCAAUGCGAUAGUCCGUAAGAUUGAGAAGUCUGGCGAUGUCGUGACCAACCUUGAACUUGAGCUGCACCUCGAAGGAGACGUCAAGAAGACCGACAAGAAGGUUACCUGGUUGUCCAAGGACGGCCAACAGCUCAUUCCAGUUGAACUGGUGGGCUUCGACCAUCUCUUGACAAAGGACUCUCUCCAAGAAGAGGACAACUUUGAAGACUUCUUGAACCCCAAAACCGAAUGGCGCGAGCAAGCCUUUGCGGAUGGUAACGUUGCAGACAUCAAGGAGGGUGAUAUUAUCCAGUUCGAGCGAAAGACUUUCUACCGCUGUGAUCGUCCUUUUGUUGCUGAUGGAAAGCCAGCCGUGUUCUUCGAGAUUCCGACUGGAAAGACCAGCAGCUAA
Messenger RNA from Talaromyces amestolkiae, 2148 nucleotides. RefSeq lists its product as uncharacterized. The transcript is spliced from 5 exons. Bases 1 to 2148 code for a protein of 715 amino acids. Gene Ontology annotation, biological process: translation; glutamyl-tRNA aminoacylation. Lineage: Eukaryota; Fungi; Ascomycota; Eurotiomycetes; Eurotiales; Trichocomaceae. Gene Ontology annotation, cellular component: cytoplasm; methionyl glutamyl tRNA synthetase complex; cytosol. Gene Ontology annotation, molecular function: glutamate-tRNA ligase activity; ATP binding. The record is from RefSeq and is a predicted model, not a curated record.